UUUGUAUAUAUCAUUAUUAAACUAAUACAUGCGCAAUAUAUUCAAAACUAAUCGACAAAGGGGAUUAAAGUAUUAACUGCGAAGACAGAGAGAGCCGGUCCUGUCACGACUGCAAUAAUCUAAGACGUCAAUGUAGUUUCUAAAGAAGAAAAUGAGUGGAAGAGGAAAAGGUGGAAAAAUCAAAGCCAAAGGAAGAAGUAGAUCAUCAAAAGCCGGUCUACAAUUUCCAGUGGGUAGAAUCCAUCGUCUUCUAAGGAAGGGGAAUUAUGCUGAAAGAGUUGGAGCUGGUGCACCUGUUUAUCUAGCUGCUGUGUUGGAAUAUCUUGCAGCAGAAGUGCUUGAAUUGGCGGGAAACGCAGCGAGAGACAACAAGAAGAGCAGAAUUAUUCCAAGACAUAUACAACUAGCCAUCAGAAAUGACGAAGAACUUAAUAGACUAUUAGGAUCUGUGACCAUUGCACAAGGAGGAGUUCUACCCAACAUCCAAGCAAUGCUUCUACCAAAAAAGACGUCGAAGAAAGCUGCUGGGGGAUCGUCACAAUCACAAGAAUUUUAAAUCUAAAAUACUGUUUCUGUUCAUAAUAAAAAUUGUAUUUGUCAGUCUGCAAUAAAUUGUUGUAAAUUCUAAA
Messenger RNA from Mytilus trossulus (common blue mussel), 629 nucleotides. Its product is annotated as histone H2A-like. Gene Ontology annotation, molecular function: protein heterodimerization activity; structural constituent of chromatin; DNA binding. The record is from RefSeq and is a predicted model, not a curated record. The transcript has 2 exons. Gene Ontology annotation, biological process: heterochromatin formation. Gene Ontology annotation, cellular component: nucleosome; chromatin. NCBI's taxonomy places the organism in Eukaryota, Metazoa, Mollusca, Bivalvia, Mytilida, Mytilidae. Bases 152 to 556 code for a protein of 134 amino acids.